AUGAUUGCUUCAAGUGUAUAUGGCGGGUCUAUCUGUCUCAGAUGCCGAUUACGUCUUCUCCGUCAGUAUACUCACCCUAGUCAAGUAUCCAGUCGCACAUUCAGACUUCAUUCAACUUUUCGCCCCUUCUCUACGGAAUCCUCCGCUCCCAUUGAUCACGAUCUACUUCCCGAAGUGAAUAGUGAGGCAUCCAGUAGUAAGGACCGUCCCCAAUAUCGAGACCAUGGAGACGGCAAGAAACGUGGAGGGGUAAAGAGAUUAGCCCUCUUGAAACCGAAGAGACGCCUUUCUCGCAAUCGAAUUCUCACAGAAGAUGCUCAAAGCAUUGACUCUGACAUGCUUGGCAAACCUGCCUCUGUAAUCAUCAUGAGAGAUGGGGGCAUUUAUCGAAGGAAAAACAUCCCAAUUCAUUCCAAUGACGCUGAAGGCGAGCUUAACAACCGAAAUACCGAUAUCGAGGCGCUGCUCGACAGCCAACGAACACCGCUAGUCGCCGAGGAGGUUCGUAAGAAUAUCCAUAGUUUAAAACCUAAGACGGAGACUGUCUUAUCCGAAAGGGAGUUCCGUAAAUUACAGGCUUUGCUGAUAGGCGGUUUCCUUAACACACAACUUAGUGAUUACCUUGACCAUCAUAGACGGCCCGUUCCGUUCGAGUCCAAGUCCGAUGUCAAGUCAACCAUCGGUAGAGGGGACUGGAUCAAGCAUAUCACACCAUGGGCACCACUGGGUAGUCAGUCGAUCAUCCCGGAAGAAAUCGAUCCUAGUCUAUAUGGAUACAUAUCCGAUUCGGCCACUCCAAAAGAGAAGCUGGCUGUUCGAAUCAUGCGUGAAUGCUGGUACCUUUCUAUAGGAGAGCUCGACACUGGACUCGGCGAGACGAGGGUGAUAGUUCAAAGCAGCGAGUUUCUUCUCUUAAUGCGCGGAACCCAACGGUGGAUGUCUGUUAUGGGCCAAAUAUGCCUAGAUCCUGGCGAAAAGAUUGAGGCGUUUCGGGAUCAGAAGAUGCUACGUUUCGUCACAUCAAAACCGAAAGUUGCUAUUCUAGUAAAAGAGCUGUAUGACACAAUCAAACAGAUCACAUCUAAGACGUUUGCGAUGAGUCUGGUCGCUCGCAAGCCCAUACAUGAAGCCUAUCUAGAAGAGGUUGGGCGUAUUACGAACACGCAUGUCAGAAGGAAACAAAAUCCUAAUCAGCUCCAAGUUACUUGGAUAGAGUUGAAAACGCGCGCCGCGCAGGGCCUCACGCGUCUGGAAAAUCUGAGCGAAGUCGUCUUCCGCUUACUGUUUACCACUUUCACUCCACAGCCAGGGACGACCACCAAUCUUUAUGUGACGGGUCUAGACGACAAAGCCGCUGGGCGGUUCGUUGCAGAUGCGGUAAGCAGGGAGAAGUUGGGAUGGAAAGAUCGAAUGGGCCAAUGGGCUCGUUACAUGCUCCCACUAGCAUCCGAGGGUAAUCGUUUAGCGAUGAAGAGUACGCUUAAAAGGCUCACACUUCCAGUUGAGCCACAUGCGGAGGCGUCCGUGUUCGACGAGCACAAGGAAUUCCUACCCAACACACAGUUCCCUUCUCACCCGAUAAAGUGGGCAGAAUCUUAUCAAGUAUCAACUAAAGCGGGCUUUGGCUAUUUACUACACGAAAAUGACCCAUUGACCUCGCCGCCCCCCUUACUUGACCUUCCGACCACCAACCACCUGCGCGCGUUCGCGCCCGUCUCGCCGCAUCCUCUUCACCUUGCUAGACUGGAAGCAAAAAAUGAUGAAGCGGCCCAUGCGCUCAUACAAACGAAAAGCGUUGUAGUCGUUCAUUUUUGGCCGGAGAGAACGAGUAAAGCUAAACGAGAGCAUUCCACUCUUCUAGCUCCUCGCCUCGAGCUCCACCUUGCGAUCUUGGGCUACGAGGUUAAAGGUAUUAAAAGCUUACACGCCAUCAAACAAACGCACAUCACAGACGUAAUGCUUCCCGCAUCCCCCGUCGACAUACGUUUUAUGCAGGAGCAGUACUGUGAACUACAGGGCGACGCCACCGAAUUCGCCGCCUGGCAGCCUCUUGCCGACUUCCUCAAGCCUGCACGCCUCGACCUAGCACGUGGAAAAUUCGAUAUGCCACCACGGCAGAAGUUCCCUAUCCCCAAGCGUCUCUUCAGCUCCUCAGAUGCCAAUAUUCGUUCCAUAGACGGAGAUCCUUCCACAGAUCCAAACGAACUUAUUAGUACUCCGUACAUGUUCGCCGGUCUUGAAAUCCGACGAUCCGUUUCAAUGCCGUACGAAGGGUUUCAGCUAACAUAUGCAUCCGUAGACGCGGAACAAGCAGGUGGACACAAAACCGAGGUCAGCCUAGAGCCUGGAUUUGGGGACGGAACUUUGGUCUCCGAGAUAGACACGAGCAAACUGCACGAUGACUUCCUUGCCACUUGUGAGAGGUUUGCUCGCACUGAUAGUCUAUGGUCAGGAAACUUAGCUACUAGACGAGAUCUUUAG
Annulohypoxylon maeteangense is the source of this 2481-nucleotide messenger RNA. Its product is annotated as mitochondrial inner-membrane-bound regulator-domain-containing protein. The coding region runs from base 1 to 2481 and encodes 826 amino acids. The record is from RefSeq and is a predicted model, not a curated record. Lineage: Eukaryota; Fungi; Ascomycota; Sordariomycetes; Xylariales; Hypoxylaceae. Gene Ontology annotation, cellular component: mitochondrial inner membrane. The transcript is spliced from 3 exons.